AUGUCGCAGGACAGUACGGGCCAGCACUCUCAGACUCGUCAGCACCAACCACCUGCCUCUGUUUCGUCCUCCUCAUCGCUGGCCGAUGCUUAUUCACAUGGUGCCGCGCGCAAGCCAGGCUACUCUGUGCUGAGCAAUAAUCUUAUCCCUCGCAAUUACUUGAGCUCUCUCACCAGUUCAAAAUCGGAUCCACAACAGCGUGGGAAACUCGUGCAGAACAAUGGUUUUUCUGGGCUGAGGUCGGUAUCUGAUGGUGGGAAGAGUUCUGGUGCACAUCGACAGCAGGGCGAGGCCUCUUUGAAUGAGGACGAGGGAAGUGCCACUCGCAACGAGGACACAGGACACGGCGGAGAAGAGCCACAACUGGAACAACGAGGGGGUAGUCCACUAUCCGAAUCGCCCAAGUCCUACACUUCGUCUUUGGCGAGCGUGCCUCGUCCCACCAAUAUGCCGCGAACGUCUUCAAUCGAUUCGGCGAUUUCAAGCAUUUCCAAUGCUUCCCAUGUGCAGAAACAGGCCGGUGAAGCCAAAGAGCCCAGCCGAGAGGAAGUACAACAUCUCAUUGCUACCGCCGGUAGCGCGGAGAAUCUGAUCCAACACAUGCUGAGAGAUAAAAACCAUGCUGCGGCACAAAACGCACAACUUUGGAAACUUGUCGACAAGCAAAGGGCAUUAUUGCUGGGCUUGAACAAGGACCUAGAGCGCCUGACGAAGGAGAGGGACCGAUACCGGAGGAGGGUCAAAGAGUUGCAAGCACAGCCAACAGCUCGACCAGAAUCUCCCAGCCGUGUGGAAGUUAGACAAUCGCCUCAGUCCGGCGAGGCUGCCCUCCAUGCUUCCGGUGAGGACGAACCUGCUGCUGGCUUGGAUACUGUCAUGGAUGGGCAGGAGACAGUCAGCCAAUACCGGGAUGACCAUUCGGAAAACUCACCUUUGGACCCUGCAAUGAUGCCCUCACCGUUACAUUUGGAGCAUCCACCGCGCCUGGAAAGCAUCUCGACCCAGUUGGCUCAGCCGAGCUUCUCAGUGACUCAGGCGACCCCGCUCACAGAGAAGCCGCCAAAGACCUCGCAGGCUUCGAGAAAAGCACCACCAAAACCCCUCAAUCUACACCAGACAAAGGACACCCUAAGUAGUCCAUUCCAGGUCCCAAGCGAGUUUGCUGUGAGCGAUGGUGAGGAUGAUGACGAGGAUAGAACCAACCUAGAACGUGGCAGGCGGAAAACUCGAGAAGAAGAUGACCGAGACCGAGAAAUGCUUGUUUUCCAGGAGCGAGAAGCCAGAAGCCGAUCCAAGAAGGACAAGAAAGAGAAAAGCAAUAAAUCCGAACUGGCAGAGACGGGGCUAUCACACAAGUCUCCUGGAUCGCGGCCAACUUUGGCAUCAACACAAGCCCAGAAAGUGCACGAUCAUUUGUCACCUUCGUCGUCAGUCUCGCAUGGGUCAUCGGCACAAUUGUCACUCCCUCUGCGUAGUCCUGGUCUUCCUCUGAGCCCGCGUCCAUUCGGCAGUAACUCUACAGGAGCUUCAUUCCCAAUAUCUCCUCGCGCUCCAGGAUCUAGCUUCCCAUUGUCGCCUCGGGCGCCCAAGCAGCCUUUACCUGCACCUACCACGCCAGGUCAGCAAGCUCCCGCGCCAGAAGCCCAGUCAAAGAUCAGCCCUGAGCCCCAAACCAAGAUAAAUACGAAAGCUCCCAGCAGUGACUCGGACGGGAGUAAGAUCAAUGAGUCUUCUCUCAGCCCAAGCGACCUUCCACCAGUGAAUCGAAGUCUCGUCAGUCCUACUUGGCCUGAUCUUCUCCUCCCCCCGAAUGCUCUUCCUUCGGUUCAGGUGAAGGUGGCAUCUUCAAGACUACGACCUUCGAGGAACAGCAUACUUGGGCUGAAGCCACAGGAGGAGACCUCGGUCUUCAGCUUGUCGAUCUUUGAGCGUGCAACAUCAUCUGAGCUCUGGCGAGUGCAAAAAGUCUCUACUUCACUUUUGACCCUCGACCAACAGCUCCGAAGCCGUUGCACCGAUCUACCCAAGCCGCCUGACCGGAGACUCUUUUCUGGUCACUCUCCAGCCGUGGUUGAUGCACGAAGAGCCUCGGUUGAAUCAUACUUCGAGGGUCUUUUGGAUACACCUAUGGACGAACAAGCGGCUCUCAUAAUCUGUCGGUUUUUGUCCUCAGAUGUCAUGGAACCGCAGUCUCGCGUCCCCGCCAACAGCGGUGAUAUUAAUAAUGACAACACACCGGAAGCAGUACAAGGAAGUGGCAUUCCCACCAAGUCAGGCUACCUGACGAAGAAAGGCAAGAACUUCGGAGGGUGGAAAUCAAGAUAUUUUGUUCUGGACAGUCCGGAGUUGAGAUACUUUGAAGCACCUGGCGGUGCGCAUCUCGGCACCAUCAAGCUGUUGAACGCACGAAUUGGCCGGCAAAGCCAGACCGAUUCCACGACACAUCCUGAGGUUGAUGUCGAAAACCAGUAUCGCCACGCUUUCCUCAUACUCGAGCCCAAGCGAAAGGAUUCCAACAGCCACGUCCGUCAUGUUCUGUGUGCUGAGAGCGAUGCCGAGCGGGACGAGUGGGUGGAAACCUUGUUACACUACAUUGACGAGAGACCUGAAGAAUCCAAGUCGCAAUACGGUGCUGGAAUCCAAACCCCACUUGCGAAGGAGGUCAAAGGCUCUAAUAAAGGCGGCGGUGAUGGAGAAGCAAAACAAGCUGGAAGCCCGGCCGGCAAUGAAGCUAAUGGUGACACUCCCUCGCCCUCUGUCGCCUCCGCCAACAACUCAGAAGCUGCUCCAGAGCCAGGAGCGCCAAACAAAACCUUCACAAUUUCAGGGCCAAUGAAUGGGGCAGUCAUUUCGGAUGCCGGACUUUGGGGCAACAAGCGUGCCGGUCAGGGUAGCAGCAAAGACCGCGAGCAGAAGAAACGCAACAUUUUCCACUUCAAGAAACCCUCGAACGAGCACAUGGUUCAGAACCAGGCCAAUCCACCUAAGCGAACAGAAGCGCUCGCUCAUCGAGGCGGCCAAGUGCGACCCGUCUUCGGAAUGCAGCUUCAAGAAGCAGUUGAAUAUUAUUCACCUGUUGAUGUCGACGUCUUUCUGCCCGCCGUAGUGUACCGCAGCAUUGAGUUCCUCCGUGCCAAGCAUGCUGCCAAUGAAGAAGGGCUGUUUCGUCUCAGUGGCUCGAACAUCGUCAUCCGACAGCUCAAGGAUCGCUUCAACAUGGAAGGUGACGUGGAUCUACUUGCUGAGGAAGAAGAUUAUGAUGUCCACGCUGUAGCAUCUCUUUUCAAAACAUACCUCCGCGAACUACCAUCCACCCUCUUGACCAGAGAGCUGCACUUGGAGUUUCUCAAAGUGCUGGAACUGGCUGACAGGGCACAAAAAAUUACGGCAUUCAAUUCCCUGGUGCACCAACUGCCGACGGCCAAUUUUUCAUUGUUGCGAACAUUGUCGCAGUACCUCCUAGAAGUCGUGCAGAAUGCCGACCGAAACAAAAUGAGCGUCAAGAACGUGGGAAUCGUCUUCUCGCCCACCCUCAACAUUCCGGCACCUGUAUUUGCCAUGUUCCUCACAGACUUUGGCGCGAUAUUUGACCAGCCUUACGAUGAGACAGCUGUACGCACAACAGAAUUAGGAAGAGAGGGUGCCUUGACCCCAGAGGAUAUUCGAUCCCCUCGUCGUCAAAUGUUCUCCGAUCUGCCGACCCCUCUAUACAACCAGAACAGCUUCUCGCAGAAUGCAGCGACAACAGCGGCUGUCGCGGGGGAUGAUGGAUCACGCGGUCAUGAUCUUGAUGCCAAUCAUGAUAUUGGCUUUGUUCCUAUGCAGCCUUCGUAUGAGACAAGAAGCUAUGUCUCUAUCCCGGAGGAUGUCUCCGCGCAACCUCGCUAUCCACUACAGCCUGCUCCACGGGACCCGAAGUACGACCAAGUCGACCACAUGUUGACGACGGAUAACGCCGCAAGCACAAAGGCUAAGCGACGUGAGAGUGCUAUGUUGUUCAUGUGA
Molecule: messenger RNA, 4005 nt
Organism: Exophiala dermatitidis NIH/UT8656
Lineage: Eukaryota; Fungi; Ascomycota; Eurotiomycetes; Chaetothyriales; Herpotrichiellaceae
Product: RalA-binding protein 1
Exons: 1
Coding region: 1-4005 (1334 amino acids)
Biological process (GO): signal transduction; regulation of GTPase activity
Cellular component (GO): cytoplasm
Molecular function (GO): phosphatidylinositol binding
Source: RefSeq, a predicted model, not a curated record